Trichophyton benhamiae CBS 112371 is the source of this 1776-nucleotide messenger RNA. RefSeq lists its product as uncharacterized. Gene Ontology annotation, biological process: intracellular glucose homeostasis; glucose 6-phosphate metabolic process; glycolytic process. The transcript has 2 exons. Gene Ontology annotation, cellular component: mitochondrion; cytosol. Bases 1 to 1776 code for a protein of 591 amino acids. The record is from RefSeq and is a predicted model, not a curated record. Gene Ontology annotation, molecular function: glucokinase activity; ATP binding; mannokinase activity. Lineage: Eukaryota; Fungi; Ascomycota; Eurotiomycetes; Onygenales; Arthrodermataceae.
AUGACUACUUCUUCUGUACCAUCAAGUUCGUAUGACGGAGAGGCCCCGUCGAUGAUACCCAUCAUGGAGAUUGCUGCCUCCGCCACAGAUAUUGAAGGCGACGGCGAUGGUGGCGACGAUGCCAGCAUAAUCGACUUUUUAAAGCCCCUAAUCCUUGACGAUAGCACGGUAUACGACCUUGCAUACCGAUUCUCAAAGACUUUCAAGGAUGUUGCGGCAAAUUCUCUGGAGCAGUUCUUCCCUACGGCUGUGACUCGUCUCCCCACGGGCCAGGAGACCGGUCACUAUCUGGCUGCAUAUGUUGGCCUGUCCUAUCUCCGGGUGGCCUUUAUUGAUUUGCUAGGCACUUCUGUACCAGCAGCCAGGGUCCAUAGUAACGAUGGUGUGGCUUCACCGCGUGUACGGCGGACGCUGGAGAAAGCGUGGCCGAUUGAGGAGCGUUUGAAGAAGGAUAAUGCUAAAGACCUAUUCGCAUGGAUUGGUGAUCGAGUUGCUGAGGUUGUGGCCGACAGCCUGGAGCCGCAAGGGAGCAGUUCUCCGCCAUCGGUAGACAUGGGCAUUUCAUUUUGUUUCCCGAUAAAGCAAGGGAAUCUUAAUGAAGCAAUACUGAUGCCCACUGGUAAGGGGUUCGCUAUAAAUUCGGAUCUUAACCUUCGUGAGGCGUUACUGGAUGGAUAUGAGUGCCAUAUACGCCGCGCCAACCGCGAGUCUGCUGCAGAUGCUAAGCGGCUACGGCGCACUCUGCCGACUCUGAGAGUGGUAGCUAUUACCAACGAUACGGUUGGGACGCUGGCGUCUCUUGCAUACUCAGUACCAUCUCUCCCUAACAGUAAGGCAGUAAUGGGCCUCAUCGUCGGCUCAGGAUGCAACGCCACAAUUUUAAUGAACAUGGACGCGCUCAACGAGAAGAAGACUCGUCCGGUUAGAGCUAAUCAGCCUGACGCUUCUGAGGUCCUUGUUAGCACAGAAUGGACUCUCCGUGACUCCUCUCGCCCCUUACUGGAACUUAGUAUUGCCUCAGACUGGGACGAUACACUUACUCUGGGAAGCAGUCGACCUGGUUUUCAGCCCCUAGAGUAUAUGGUCGGUGGCCGAUACAUAGGCGAAUUAGUCCGUAUCAUUGCCCAUGAUUAUUUCAAAACAGUUUGCGGGAUACCCGACGAAGCCCUUCCUGUGGCAAUAGUCGAGCCCUACCGGCUUACAACUGAUUUACUUUCCUUAACCAUUGCCUCUCACUCCCUGACCAAGAAAGGCCUUGCCUCUGAACUUCAAACUAAACUACCUCCUCGUCAGUCAACAGCCGAAUGGAUAUGGACUGAAGAAAAUGCAGGGAUAUUACGCACUAUUGCAGCCACAGUGCAGAACCGUUCUGCUGCCAUAGUAGCCGCUGCCACCACAGGGCUGCUCGCGUGUACGGGGCACAUCCAUCUAAGUAGCCUUGAUGAGCUAGCUUCCGCUGCUCACACACCCACCAAGGAGGCUACCUCCUUCUUACAACCCAGAGACCUUCGAAGCCCUGAGGAACUGGUUGUUGGAUUUUCGGGUGGUGUGAUACAGCAUUAUCCGAUGUACAAACAGCAUGUGCAGAGAUAUAUUGACCAGAUACUGCUGCGCGGUGGCCCGCAGGAUGGAGGGAAGAGUAUUUUCUUACGGGAGGCUAGCGAUGGCGGUAUCAUUGGAGUGGGUGUUCUGGCCGGAACGACCAAGGGGAGGAUUGAGACAAUUACAGGAGCAGGCAUGAAGGCUGCGGAGCAUAAAAAUGACCCCCAAUCAUGA